UGAAAUGAAUGAAGUGAAAAGAUUCAUCAAACAACAAAAUAAUGCACUUGGUUAUGGAUCUAUUACAAAAUUAUCUCAUUCUCAAUCACUUACACCAUGUGGUGGAGUAAGUUUAAGAUUAUAUUAA
Adineta steineri is the source of this 127-nucleotide messenger RNA. NCBI's taxonomy places the organism in Eukaryota, Metazoa, Rotifera, Eurotatoria, Adinetida, Adinetidae. The record is from the annotation of a GenBank genome assembly.